AUGUCCACCGCAGACGUCGACCCGCACAAGCUUUGGCUCGAGACACCCCUCCUAUACUCGUCGCACAUAUCCGCCAGGCUCGGCUGCAACGCCUACCUCAAGCUCGAGAAUCUCCAGCCGUCCCAGUCAUUCAAAUAUCGCGGCAUUUCCUACUUUAUUCAAGAUGCACUCCGACAGCAUGGUCCAGAAGUGCAUCUGGUCAUCGCGUCCGGGGGGAACGCAGGCCUCGCCGCGGCAUGUGCGAGCAAGGCCCUCGGGCUGCGCUGCACGGUGUAUCUCCCCGAGGGCGUCGGCGCCUCGACGAUCCAGUUCAUGAAAAGAGAGGGUGCCGAAAUUGUCACAGUGGGUAAGUUCUACUUGCAAGCCCUGAGGAAGGCAGAGGAGGUUGUCAAAGCGGACCCGAAUGCCGUGAUGGUACCGGCAUACGACGAAUAUCUCCUCUGGGAGGGCCAUGGAUCGAUGAUACCGGAGAUAUCGCGCCAGCUCCCGCCAGGGACCAAACCGGAUGCCAUCGUGUGCAGCGUCGGUGGAGGUGGACUGGCUGGCGGCGUUAUGCAUGGCUGCAAAUCUAUCGGAUGGGCUGAUGUAUCAUUCAUCGCCGUCGAGACAACCGGCUCCAACUGCUUCUAUCAGUCGCUCGCGGUCAAUCCUGGAGUGUUUCCAAUGACCAGUACUCCUCCAGAGGGCGUCAGAGUAGAGCACGAUGCAGCAUAUGACGUGAAGGUCGCCCACCUAUCUACACUUUCGUCUCGCGCAAGCUCGCUUGGGGCGUCCUCGCCCGCAGCGGGCAUCGUGAAGAUGGCGUUGGAGAGGAAGGGUCGCAUCAAGAGCGUGUGUGUUCCUGACGAGAUGACUAUGCAAGCUGCAGCUCUCUUUGCGGGUCUGUGCAGCAUCUUUUCUGCGCGAUUAAGGCCCGCUCAUCCUCGUAUACUCAUAGAGGAGCACAAGUUCCUGGUGGAACUCGCCUGCUCAGCCACCCUCGCUCCAGCAUACAAACCGGACCUCUUCAAUAAACUAGUACCGACGUCAUCCACAAUUCCACGGACAGUAGUCUUCAUCGUGUGCGGCGGAUUCAAAAUAUCGCCGGAGGAGAUGGAAGGCUACUCCAGAGUUGUCGAAAGUGAGGUGAAGCAAGGCGGAUCGUGGAAGGUGCUGUGCAAUGGCGAGCAAUGGGAUGUCGAGAAGAUAUAAGCACGCAAGUCGCGGCAUGGUUGGCUUUUGCAUGGGACGGGGAAAGACGUAUGUGUAAUCUGCGGGUCUGUGGAUUUCGCUCUGUGCCGUCGAGUUAAUAUCGAGGGGUUGGAACAUAAUAAUUCCACGCAAUCGUGAUAUAUUGAAUAGAUCUAUUGAUGCAGU
Messenger RNA from Laetiporus sulphureus 93-53, 1356 nucleotides. RefSeq names its product tryptophan synthase beta subunit-like PLP-dependent enzyme. Gene Ontology annotation, biological process: L-serine catabolic process; L-threonine catabolic process. Lineage: Eukaryota; Fungi; Basidiomycota; Agaricomycetes; Polyporales; Laetiporaceae. The transcript has 4 exons. The record is from RefSeq and is a predicted model, not a curated record. The coding region runs from base 1 to 1191 and encodes 396 amino acids. Gene Ontology annotation, molecular function: L-serine ammonia-lyase activity; threonine deaminase activity.